AUGUCGGUUGGUUUUAAAGGCUCAGAUGCGAGCCAGCUCUACAGGUUCAAGGACAUCCAGACAGUCCCGGGUGCCAUGGACUUGGUGGACAUUGUGUUGUCGGCUACGCAGCGAAGAACACCGACGGUUGUGCACCCGCAGUAUGAUAUAAGUCGUAUCCGGAGUUUUUACAUGCGCAAAGUGAAGCAUUGUCAGCAGGAGUAUCACGACAAGUUCUCGGCGAUUCUGUCUCAGUUUCCGAAGAUAGAUGACAUUCAUCCGUUCUACGCAGACUUGUGUAACGUGUUGUAUGACAAGGACCACUACAAGAUAGCGCUUGGUCAAGUAAAUGCGGUGCGUAAUUCGGUAGACCAGAUGGCGAAAGAGUAUGUUCGUUUAUUGAAGUACGCAGAUUCAUCUUACAAGUGUAAGAUGCUGAAGAGAGCGGCAUUGGGUCGUAUGUGUACGAUCGUGAAGAAGCUCAAGAACUCGUUGGCAUACUUGGAGGAGGUGCGUAGGCAUUUAGGACGGUUACCAGGUAUCAAUCCCUUCAGUCGAAGUGUGUUGUUGGCAGGUUUCCCUAACGUGGGUAAGUCUACGUUUAUGAACGUGUUGUCAAAUGCGAAUGUGGAGACUGCGAACUGGUCUUUUACGACGCAGUCGUUGUACGUAGGUCACUUUGACUAUAAGUACCAACCGUGGCAGGUGAUUGAUACUCCAGGUGUGUUGGACAGACCUUUGUCUUCGCGCAACACGAUUGAGUUGUGUGCCAUCACGGCCAUGGCGCACUUGUCAUGUGCGGUUUUGUUUCUGGUCGACAUUAGCGAGCACUGUGGUCACACCGUCGCAGACCAAGUGAAGUUGUUCCACUCGUUGCGGCCUUUGUUGCAACACAAGCCAGUAGUGGUUGUAUUGAACAAGAUUGAUUUGCGCGGUGUCGAUUCGCUAACGGCGCAGGAGCAGGAGAUGAUUAAGAGCAUGGGUGAAGGGUUCGAUUUAAUUCAUUUCGUAGCGUGUUCCACGUUGGAGAAGCUGAAUUUGGAUGAAGCAAAAAACAAGGCCUGUGAGAUGCUGCUCUCACUGAAGGUCCAGAAGCGACUCAUGGCCGGUAAGACUGCUUACAACACGUUGGAUGAGUUGUACGUGACCAAUGUGACGCCGUUGGCCGAGCGCCCACCCAUAGGCGCCCCGCCCACCCGAGGGGACUUGGCUGCCCGUGACGAGAUGGGAGACGAGAAGUUGUUAGAGAAGGACUUGAUGGAGGUGGAAGGUGGAGCGGGUGUAUAUAAUGCGGACACCCGGAAGCAUUGGCAGUUGGAGGACGAGAGUUGGAAGUAUGACGAAGUGCCGGAGAUCCUUAACGGCAAGAAUGUAGCGGACUUUGUGGACCCCGAAAUCGACGCAAAGCUACGAGCUCUGGAAGAGGAAGAGGCCGAACUGGAGAGGACAUGGGACAAGGACGUUCAGGCACCUACCCAAGACUGGUACGAUGCACAGGCAGCCUUACGAGAAAUUACCAUUGAACGUGAGACAAGAAGACUUAUGUCACGAAUUAAAAACUCGAACAACCAGCGAACACAAGCGCGACAAUAUAUGGAUACCGAGGCCUUCAAACAACGCCUGGCACCCAUGGGCAUAGACCCCGAAGAGAUUCUGGAACGACUGACCAAAUAUGAAAAGGAAACGACCACCAUCCGUGCUCGGAGACAACUUUUCAAACCCGACAGAAAGACCGCAGUUUACGGAACCAAUGUCGAGAGAAAAGUCGAACUCGAAAAGGAUAUACACCGCGUUAACAAAAGAUAUACCAAACCCAAGAAGUCUCAACCCAAAGACCAAAUCAACGAAGCCGACCGAUUCAUCGGAGCCAAACGACCCAAACAUCUUUUCUCGGGCAAACGAACCAUCGGCAAAACAGACCGACGGUAA
This is a messenger RNA of Gregarina niphandrodes, 1908 nucleotides long. Its product is annotated as nucleolar GTP-binding protein 1. Gene Ontology annotation, molecular function: GTPase activity; RNA binding; GTP binding. The transcript has a single exon. The record is from RefSeq and is a predicted model, not a curated record. Lineage: Eukaryota; Apicomplexa; Conoidasida; Eugregarinorida; Gregarinidae. The coding region runs from base 1 to 1908 and encodes 635 amino acids. Gene Ontology annotation, biological process: ribosomal large subunit biogenesis. Gene Ontology annotation, cellular component: nucleolus.